AUUAUAUUUCUAUCAUUCAAUAAUUUUUUACUGUUUAUAAAUUAUGUCAUAUCAACAUUUAUAAAAAUAAACACAAAAGGGGAUUUGUAUAACAUAAUUCAAUUAUGAAAUUAUCUUAAUAAUCGUAUUACUUGGCAAUACACAAUUUGUACACAUAAAUCUGAUAAUAAUUGUUAUGUAACUAAGUUAGAUGUUAUAAUGGCUUGUUAUACGUAUGUACACAUACAUGUUCAUUGUUUAUUCCUUUAUGUUCGCUCCUUAAUUAAGCGUUCUUUUACAGUGUUUGCCACAAAGAAGCGCUACUGAAACCUUGACGCGCAUACACGAUAAUAUCGCAUAAUGCUCAUAGAAGUUACACACGUAAACAUCGUAACACGUAAUUUUCUCCUACUGUUUAGAAUUAAUUUAUAAUACAAAUUAAACGUCGUGGUAGCGUCUGCUAGAAAACCGGUUUCCAGUGCUUGCCAAGCCUUUGAACUGUUCAGUACGUCGUUGUCAUUACUAACUUUGAAAACUCGGAAGCAAAAAAAUAUUGUGAAAAAAAGGAAGUGUUUCUUAAUAAGCAAAAUUCCAAUGUCAACAAUAAAAAGUAUCUCAUUAGAGGAAGAAAUGAAGAAGAGUCCUCAAUUGAAGUUAUCCGAUAUACAAUUACUGAGAGAAUGGUGCGAGAAACAACCACACUUGCCAAAAAUUGAGGAUAGCUUUCUUGCCUUGUUUCUUCACAGCAAUUAUUAUCAAAUGGAAUCAACAAAAAACACAAUUGAGAAUUAUUACACGGUCAGGACACACUCACCAGAAUUUUUUUGCAAUCGAGAUGUGCUUACGGAAAAGGGGCUACGACAGACCUCAAAAGUCAUGACUGCUUUUCCCCUGGAAGGAACAACGAAGGACGGCUAUAGAAUGAUAUAUGGAACAAUACUAGACCCCGAUCCUUCUCUUUAUGAUUUUAAUGACAGUAUCAAAUAUUUCACGAUGUUAUGCGACAUGUAUAUUUUGGAGGAUGGUAUUCAGGAUGGUUAUGUCUACAUCAGCGACGUUAGCAAAACAUCCUUCGGUCAUAUGACACGAAUGAAUCCAUUGGGACUCAAAAAACAUUUAUAUUAUAUCCAAGAGGCAGUGCCACUUCGUUUAAAGGAAAUGCAUAUGAUAAACGCUCCACCUGCCAUAGAAUUGUUAAUGAACAUGACGAAACCUUUCAUGAAGAAAGAAUUGAUAGAUAUAAUGCAUUUUCACUCAUCGUUAAAAAGCAUUUCCGAAUACAUCCCAGUGGAUGCAUUACCGAAUGAAGUGGGUGGAAAAGGGGGUUCUAUACACGAAUUGGCUGAAAUUCAAGUGAAGAAACUCGAGGACUAUCGUGAAUGGUUCCUGCUGGACGAAACAACCAGACGUGUUAACGAAGCAUUGAGAAUUGGCAAGAGCAAAUCAGCGAAUGAUUUGUUUGGUGCAGAGGGUAGUUUUAAAAAACUUGAUAUAGAUUAAAAAAGAUUUAUAACUUUAUAUACAAUUUAAAAAAGAUUUAUAACUUUAUAUACAAUUUAUAGCCAUUUCUAUUCUUAUGCAAUCUCUUUUAAUAUUACUUAAUUGAUCAAACACAUGCAAGUUCAUUGCAUUUGGAUUGAUAAAAAACUUCUAGCUAUUUAACACAACUAGUACAUAACGGGUGCGCGCUGCGUGUUAAAUCCCAUACAUCUUCCAAUAACAUUUAUACCAAUUUACAUUUUAAUUAAACAAAUGUUAACAAUUUUUGAUAA
This is a messenger RNA of Wasmannia auropunctata (little fire ant), 1751 nucleotides long. Its product is annotated as alpha-tocopherol transfer protein-like. NCBI's taxonomy places the organism in Eukaryota, Metazoa, Arthropoda, Insecta, Hymenoptera, Formicidae. Bases 574 to 1479 code for a protein of 301 amino acids. Gene Ontology annotation, molecular function: phosphatidylinositol bisphosphate binding. The record is from RefSeq and is a predicted model, not a curated record. The transcript has 4 exons. Gene Ontology annotation, cellular component: membrane.